Molecule: messenger RNA, 2799 nt
Organism: Fonsecaea erecta
Lineage: Eukaryota; Fungi; Ascomycota; Eurotiomycetes; Chaetothyriales; Herpotrichiellaceae
Product: ATP-dependent protease La
Exons: 2
Coding region: 1-2799 (932 amino acids)
Biological process (GO): protein processing; protein catabolic process; protein targeting to peroxisome
Cellular component (GO): peroxisomal matrix
Molecular function (GO): ATP hydrolysis activity; ATP binding; ATP-dependent peptidase activity
Source: RefSeq, a predicted model, not a curated record
AUGGGCUACACAGCCAAGGCAACAAUACCUCUUAUCCCGCUGGCGAAGGAUUCCGUCCUUCUGCCCGGUGUCACCCUCCGCAUCUCAGUAUCCAACCGUGCCGACAUCCCCCUACUCCUAUCAUCGGCCUUCCAACGGGCCACGAAGUCGAGAUCAGGAUCAGCUCAACUGCCUGUCGGCUGCGUUCCAGUGAAUUCACCCUUCCUGAGCCCCGAUGGCAAGGAACUGCUCGACAGCGCUGCCAAAGAGAGCAGCCGGGACUAUGACUAUGCCGACAUAGAUCCGGGCAAGGCUCGAAAGAAGGAUUUAUAUGGAUACGGCACGCUGGCCAAGAUUGUCAGCGUCCAGGGAAGUCCCAAUGCCGACCCGUAUCUGCUGGUGGAAGGGAUUCAGAGGUUCAAGAUCGACAAGAUUAAACAUGAAAGGCCAUAUUUUGAAGCGGACGUCACGUUUUAUGAGGAUGAAGUCCCCGAUCUUAACGACGGUGACCUCCGCGCCAGUUUUACCCGGCUCAAGCAACGAUCUCGUGAGCUUCUGACACUGCUCCGGCUCUCGUCUCUCUUCCGCCCCGCAUCUAUGGCGCUGUCCCCUUUAAUUGUCCGCCGCUUCGAGCUGUUCAUUGCGAAAAAGGACCUUUCACAAGCUGGCCAGUUGGCCGAUUUCAUGACGGAUAUUGUGGAAGCAAGCUUUGAAGAGAAGCUCCGGAUCUUAAGCACGCUGGAUUUACAUGAGAGACUGGAGCGCGUCCUUGCCCUGCUCAACAAGCAGAUCUCGGGCAUCAAUGGAAAUAUUAAAGUCACCACCAUAACCUCAACGACCCUGCCAUCCAAUAUCGGAGUCGACAUCUCCGACUUGAAUCAAAAGCAGCGCGAAGCUCUAGCGAGGCGGGCAAUGUCCGGUCUCAAUGGCAUGACGCCGCCCGGAAUGCCUGGCGUUAACCGAGGUGGUGAUGACGACGAGGAUAACGAAGUUAAUGAAGUCGAAGAGCUGAAGAAGAAGGUGGCUGAAGCGGGCCUGUCGCCGGAGGCUCAAAGGGUCGCGGAGCGCGAACUUCGACGACUCAAGAAGAUGAACCCAGCCAACGCCGAGUAUGGUGUGAUUCGCACUUACGUUGAAAACUUGGUCGAGAUACCGUGGACGAAGGUCACCGAUGAUCAGCUUGGCGCUGAUACCCUGAAACGGGCACGUAAGCAGCUUGACGACGAUCAUUACGGAUUGGAGAAGAUCAAGAAGAGAUUGCUCGAGUACCUUGCGGUCUUGAAGUUGAAACAGUCUGUCAACGCCGACGUCGAUCAACAGAUUGCUCGUCUCACUAAGCAGCUUACUCCCACUCAAGACGGGGAGGAGAGGGAGGUCGAGCAGAUCCCAGACAAUGAGAGAGAUGCGGCCACUGCCAAGCUUCAUGUCCUCAAGUCGAAGCGGAUGGUGGACAAGUCUCCCAUUCUCUUGCUGGUCGGACCCCCAGGCACUGGCAAGACCUCGCUCGCAAAGUCCAUCGCCCUCUCCCUGGGCCGCAAGUUCCAUCGUAUCUCUCUGGGCGGUGUCAGGGACGAAGCAGAAAUCAGAGGCCAUCGGCGGACGUACGUGGCUGCUAUGCCAGGCUUGAUUGUCAGUGGCCUGAAGAAAGUCGGCGUGGCCAACCCCGUCUUCCUCCUCGACGAAAUUGACAAAGUGAGCACGAACAACUUCCAUGGCGAUCCUUCAGCUGCAAUGCUUGAAGUUCUUGACCCCGAACAGAAUCACAGCUUCAAUGACCACUACGUCAACAUCCCUAUCGAUCUGAGCAAAGUCCUCUUUAUCGCCACGGCCAACUCUCUAGAUACCAUUCCGGCGCCCCUCCUUGAUCGAAUGGAAACUAUUCGCCUGGCUGGCUACACAACAGUUGAGAAGCGUCACAUCGCCAAGCAGCAUCUCAUCCCCAAACAGAUUCGCACCAACGGUCUCUCCGAAGGGCAGGUCGUCAUUCCGGACGAUGUCGUGGAUACCAUCAUCACGUCUUACACGCGUGAAUCUGGAGUCCGCAACCUCGAGCGUGAGAUCGGAAGUGUGUGUCGCUACAAGGCAGUCCAGUACGCCGAUGCCCGUGACGCCAAUGACAUGUCGAAAUACAACCCCGUCGUUCGUGUCGAGGAACUGGAAGACAUCCUUGGAAUUGAACGCUUCGAAGAAGAAAUCGCCGAGAAGCAAUCGCGUCCCGGCGUCGUUACUGGAUUGGUUGCCUAUUCGUCUGGCGGGCAAGGAAGCAUUCUUUUCAUCGAAGUUGCUGAUAUGCCCGGAAAGGGCCGGGUGCAACUCACAGGAAAACUGGGAGAUGUGCUCAAAGAAUCCGUCGAAGUCGCACUUAGCUGGGUGAAAGCUCACAGUUAUGAUCUCGGCCUGACGCACGAUCGAGACGAAGAUAUCAUGGAGAAACGUGCCAUUCAUGUCCACUGCCCCGCCGGGGCGGUGCCAAAGGACGGGCCCAGCGCUGGAUUAGCACAUACCGUCGCGCUCAUUUCGCUGUUCUCCGGCAAGGCUGUCCCGCCGACAAUCGCUAUGACUGGCGAAGUGAGUCUGAGAGGACGAGUCAUGCCUGUCGGGGGCAUCAAAGAGAAACUGAUCGGUGCCCACCGUGCCGGCGUCAAGACAGUCCUGCUCCCGAGUGGGAACAAGAAGGAUGUCAAGGACGUUCCCGAUGAAGUGAAGAAGGACUUGGAGAUUGUGCAUGUCAAGCACGUCUAUGAGGCUCUUCGUCACAUUUGGCCCGAGUCACACUGGGCGUCGGAUCGACAUUUCGCUGAGAUCGAGAGCAGAUUGUAG